Molecule: messenger RNA, 1824 nt
Organism: Nezara viridula (southern green stink bug)
Lineage: Eukaryota; Metazoa; Arthropoda; Insecta; Hemiptera; Pentatomidae
Source: the annotation of a GenBank genome assembly
CAGCUUGGUGUUUCGGUUGGGGUGUUCCUAUGAGUGUGUGGGUAUAGAUCGUGAGGGUAGGGUGUGUUUAUCAGUUUGUAGAUAUUUAUCUCUCGCUCUCUAUUACCCACCUUUUUUAAAAGAAGUUUUUAAUUCUAUUCCUUACAUUUAUAUUUUAACGUAGUACUCUCGUUAUGGAUGUGUUCAGCUCUAAUUUCGGAUACCCAACCGUGGUAAUUAGUUCUGGUCUGUUUUAUUUGAACAACUAUUGGAUUUUAAAAGCUCUCACUCCAUCCUCGCUUCAGAAAAACCCCAAGAAACAAUGGAAAUGGCGAAAUACAGCGAAUUCCCUUAUACAUUCAUUUAUUACUGGCUGUGGAGCUUGUUUAUGCUUUUGGUCAGCACCUGAUAUGCGCAGAGAUCUCAUUUCAGAAUGGACCCCAGCCUCUUAUACUCUUAUCUCAAUUUCAAUUGGCUACUUUAUUUAUGACUUAAUUGAUAUGGCAAUGAAUGAUCCAAAAUCUAAAACUUAUGAGCUUCUUCUUCAUCACUUUAUGGUGAUUCUUUCAUUUAUGACUGCUAUGAGCCAGCGUAAGUACAUCGGUUACACGCUGAUGGCUCUGCUAGUUGAAGUUAAUAGUGUCUUCCUCCACUCUCGACAACUGCUGCUUUUAAAUCAGUGGAAUAAGUCUUCUACAGUCUACCGCAUCAACAAUUCUUUUAAUCUUGGUACAUUUGUUGUAUUCAGGAUACUUACUUUGGGUUGGAUGACGAGGUGGCUCGUUCACCACCGCAUGGAUAUGAGCAGUUUUGAUAUCUACGUAGCUGGUUCUACUCUGACUAUUGUGAUGGGAAUGAAUAUUAUCCUUCUUCAACGCCUCCUCAACUCUGACUACCGACAGGUUCCAAAAACUCCCACCGAUGAACACAUGAAAGUCAGAUGAAUAUAGAAAUGUUCUUUUUCGAACAGUACAUGACCCGUUAAUAUACAGUUUGUUGAGUAAUACUGAGCAGGGAAAAUAUUUCAAAGUGAUAAUGUGAUUUUUUUUUUUCUUUUUUCCCGUGAAAGUGAGUUGAUGCCAUGAUAUUAACGGGUAAAAAAAAAAAAGUGUAUAUAAUAUCCUAAACAUAUGUAUUUAUUUAAUUUUUUAUUUAUGAAGAUGUGUAAGUUCAUUUCAUGUUUAUUGUAUUUUUUAUGAUUGAAAUUAUCUAUUAUUUUUUUAAAAAGUGCUUGUAAUCCACUUACUGAUAAGUUCAAAUUAUGUUUAGCUUGACAUUUAGCCUGUACAACCUAUUGAGCCCUAUAUUAGGGCUUGACUUAUAUAAUGUAACAUUAACAUGCACCUUGACGAAUAUAUUUGGAGCAAAAAUGUUGACAUAAAUGACUGCUGAACGCUCACACUGAACCAUAAUGGUUUAUUGCUCUCUGUAUGUGAUUGUUUUGUCAAUAUUUAAAAAACAAACCAUGUUUUCCAUUUAGCUUUAAUUGCGAUUUUUCAACUCAUUAAUGUUUCAAAUUAUGUGCCCUUUCAUUGUCUUUCUCGAUUAUUUAAUAAUAAUUAUUGACUGAAUAAUUUUUUUUUUAAUUAGCAUAAAUUUGAUAUAAAUUUCUGUUCUUCCCUCUAAACUGUGUUGCUUGUAUUUAAAUACAUUUGACGUAUGUUUAGUUACCAUCGUUAACAUGUUCUAAAUUUUUAUACACUGUGCUAAAAUGCUAUAUUUCUUUUCCAAGUGUUAUCUAGUCUUUAUGUAUUCCCUGUUUAGGGUCUCUAGUUUGUUAUGUCUUCGUCAAAAAGUCUCUUUAUUAUAAGUUAUUUUUUUAUACAAUAAAAAGCUAUGGCCAAA